Messenger RNA from Rhizophagus irregularis DAOM 181602=DAOM 197198, 591 nucleotides. Lineage: Eukaryota; Fungi; Glomeromycota; Glomeromycetes; Glomerales; Glomeraceae. The record is from RefSeq and is a predicted model, not a curated record.
AGUUUUACUAUUUGAAAAAUGACCGACUUUUUAAAAAAUUCACCAUUGUAUAUUUCUACAACGAUAAAACAUUAUCUUAAUGGACCACCUAGACCUUCAUGGAAUUUAACAAGUCAUAUAUUUUGGACAAAGUUUAUAUUACUCGUAAGUAACAAAACAAUUGAGGAAAUGCAAAGAGCUAGCUUUAGUUUUCAACCUUCUCCUGUACAAGCUGGUGUGGUGAUAAAUGAAUUUAAGAUAGAUAAUAAAUAUAGAAACGAGGCUCAAGUUCAUCUUGAUAAAAUUUUGAAACCAUACGAACACGUCUUAGAUCCUGAAUGGAAAAAUUUGAAAGAUGAUGGAAUGGCUUCAACUUAUUACUUUUUCACUAAAAAAACUUAUCAUUGUAUUACAAGUUCUCUUGCCAAAAUUGCAAAUGAAAGAGUUUUAGCAAUAAACUAUCGGCUUGCACCUCAAAAUCAAUUUCCCGCCGCAUUACAUGAUGCAUUAGCAGCUUAUUUAUAUCUCUUAAAUCCUCCAAAAGAUGCUGGAUUUGAACCUCUAAAUCCAAAAAAUAUAGUAAUAGCCGGCGAUAGUGCUGGAGGUGGUUAA